Cryptomeria japonica (Japanese cedar) is the source of this 3526-nucleotide messenger RNA. Its product is annotated as disease resistance protein RPV1. The record is from RefSeq and is a predicted model, not a curated record. NCBI's taxonomy places the organism in Eukaryota, Viridiplantae, Streptophyta, Pinopsida, Cupressales, Cupressaceae. The transcript is spliced from 5 exons. The coding region runs from base 139 to 3405 and encodes 1088 amino acids. Gene Ontology annotation, biological process: defense response; signal transduction. Gene Ontology annotation, molecular function: ADP binding; ATP hydrolysis activity; protein binding.
AUAUUCCAGAAAAUGGGGAAGUCUAGUUAUGUUUAGACAAAAGCUGGAAUAGAAACUUUUUGAAUACAUAUAAACCAAGGCCGAUUUUGGAUUGAGCAAUUAUCGAGUGUCCUCUUUGAAAAAAUUUGCAGGCUCAAUAUGUUCCCUGCUGAAAUUUGCAGGCUCGAUAUGUUCCCUGCUGCCGACACCUCCUUUCCAUUUACUCAUCUCAAAAUAUAUGACGUUUAUAUAAGCUUUUGUGACCCUCAUAUCAGCCAAGAUUUUGCUAGCCGACUGAACUAUGCUCUUGAAGCGGAAGGCAUUGUCACCUGGAUAGAAGGAAAAUUCAUAGAUGAUAUCCCUCCUUUUCAACGCAUCCGAGAAAGUAGGAUCUGUAUACCUAUUUUCUCCGACACAUUUAUCGAGUCACAAUCGUUCUUGAAUGAAGUGUGUUUUAUGAAUAAGUCGAGGGUCAAAAUUUUUCCUCUGUUUUAUCAUGUUUAUCCUUCAGUCGUUCGCCACCCGGAGAGAAUUCCAUCUGCACAAGAUUUCGUGCAACAUCUAAACAAGGAGACAAUAGAAGCAUUAAAGAAUGUUUCCGAUAUUUGCGGAUGGUCUUCGGAUCAAUUUUCGGACAGCGCUUUGAUUCAAGAUGUAGUGAGCAAGGUAGUGAAAUUCUUAGAGUCAGCUAAGGUUCAUUUAGAUACUCCGAAAUGCUUUGGUUUAGACUGGCGCGUGGAGCAUGUCAGGAGAUUGCUCAACUUAGCGGAUCAUCAGAAGAAGAUUUUGAAAGUGGGUAUACAUGGGAUGCCCGGUAUUGGUAAAACCACCCUGGCCAAGGUUGUUUGCAAAGAAGUCUUCUACAGUCAGUUUGAAGUGCAUUGUUUUGUACUUAGUGUGGGAGAAAUAUGUCAGCUGGAAAAUGGGCUCGUAAAGCUGCAAACCUAUAUGCUCCAAGAGGUUUCCCGAUUCAUGCCCAAAGAAGAUUCCCAAGUCAGAGUCGAAGUAGAUCAUAUUGAUCGAGGUAAAUAUCUGCUACAAGAGUGUCUCAGGGGUAGGAGAGUUCUCCUCCUCCUUGAUGACAUUCAAAGUGUCGAGCAGCUGGAAGCUCUUGGGGGAAAUUUCACUGACUUCGGAGCAGGCAGUCGUUUGCUCAUUACAUCUCAGAAUCAACAAAUUCCAAAAGUGGCGAACGUUGAUGGAAUGUACGAGGUAAGGAGGCUUCAUCAAGAACAUGCAAUGGAGUUAUUCACAUUCCACGCGUUCCCUAAUUCCGGCUGUCCAGAUCCAGAGCUACAAACCCCAAGCAUCAAUAUUGUUAAUGCUUGUGAUGGCCAUCCUCUUGCACUCCAACUUCUUGGUAAAACCCUGGCUGGUGAAGACGAUAGAGAUGUAUGGGAAGACAUGGCAGACAAGUUAAGGGAUGAGCCUUAUAUGCAAAAGAAACUCAGAGCCUCCUACGAUACCCUGGAUUCCUUUGAAAAGGAAAUGUUUCUAGAUGUUGCUUGUUUUCUUACAGGAAGGGAGAAAGAAAUUGCUCUGAUCUUUUGGGCAGAGCUGAAUCGGAGUGUUCAUGCUUCUCUCAGACAUCUCUUGCAAAAGUCUUUGGUCAACUUGGGUUCUAGUAACGACUUACUGAUGCAUCGGUGCCUCCAAGAUUUGGGAACUACUGUAGCAAAUGAAAUUUCUACAGAGCCCCAUAAACGCACAAGACUAUUCGAUGAGGACGAUGUGCACCAUAUGUUACGCCGACACUGGGAAAAGGCCAAAAAAGUUCAUUAUCUUCGCUACGAGCCCAAGGAAAGGAAGACAAUGAAGGCAGACAUGUUCAAGCAGCUGUACAACUUGAGGUUGCUCUGGCUUGCAAAUGUUGAGAUAAAGGGACACUUUGCUGAGGCACCCUGCUUUGAUGAAUUGAGAUGGCUCAGAUUGACGAGAUGUUCGUUAACACGGCUACCUCCAGGAAUGAAUCUGAACAAACUUGUUAUUCUGGAGGUAACCGAUAGUCAGAUAACUCAUCUCUGGGACGAAAAAACAGAAGAAUAUUCCAACAUAUGGCCGGAGAAACUUAAAGUGCUUAUUUUGAGAGACUGCGGGUCCCUGGAAACACUUCCUGCUACAAUAAUCUAUACCCAGUUGCAGUUUCUGGACUUGCACAAUUGCCAUUCACUCAGAAGCCUGCCCAAUAAUUUGGCCAAUAAUGUGGGAAACUUCCACAGCUUAGUUUCUCUCAACAUGAAAGGCUGUGGUGUUUCUUGUUUGCCUGGGGAUUUCGGUAUGCUUUCAAGUCUGGAAGAAUUGGAUCUAUCUUGGUGUAAGAAUUUAUGCAACCUUCCUGCUAGUUUUGGCAAUUUGACUCGGUUGGAAAAACUACAAAUUCACCACAAUUCAAAUCUUAGAGAGCUACCGGCCACCAUUGGUGGCCUAGAAAGUUUGGCUUAUCUGGAUGCCGGCUACUGCCAACUGUGUGAAAAUGGACUCCCAGCCGGACUAUUCGAAUUGUCUUCUUUAAGAAUCAUCAACUUUGAGCAUAAUAGAUUUUGCAGUCUUCCCGGCAGCUUCCAAAAGUUGAGUGGACUUUGGGAACUGCAUUUGGACGGGUGCAGCGAGCUUUCCGAAUUGAGAGGGGUCCCACCAUCACUGGAGAUGCUGUAUGCGCGUGACUGUAUGCAAUUGCAGAGCUUAUGCUGCUUGUCAGGACUGACAAGUCUGUGUAGAUUAGACGUAAGCAAGUCAUGUCAUCUAACUGGUCUGAAUGGAUUGGAAUCUUUGCAAGGAUUGACAACAUUGAGAUUGGUGGGAUGUACAAAACUUUCAAGCGCAACACUUGGAAGCUGCUUGGGUGGUCUCAAGUCCUUGGAGAGCAUCUUCAUUGCGGGCCCCGGUGUCAGCUCAAAGCAGUUACUUUCCUUCUACGAGACUAUCAAGGCCAUCUCUUUCGAGAGUCAAUGUCUAAUGUCUAAAAGGCCAUCUCUUUCGACUUGGCUGCCUGCCGAGCUGAAUGGACGGAACGGGAAGGAAGACAAUUGUUUUGAAUUCUGUGCAGAUGACCGGGAGAUUAGCUACUGUGCAGGAUAUAUUGUUUGUUGUCUUUCGCUUGGCCAAAAUUUUGAUAUUCAAGGCACGAGCAGGCUGCGCUACAGCAUUGAAAGGGAUCAUACACUACGUGCAUGUGAAAUGAUACACCCGGACAUGGAUUCGACAAGUGAAGACGUGCUGGAAGUACGUGUUGUGAGAGUGGAUGGCGAUUUUGAUUUUAAUUGGCUGAGGAUGGGAGACAAACUGAGAGUGAGUGCAGGCUCUGAUCAUCAGAAUUGGGAGGCGUGCUUCAAAUUUUUGAUGUAUGGUCCUCUUAAUGAUCCUCCUCAUGUAAUUUAUCCCCCUGUCGUAGAAAAACCUCCUCGGACAAUAACCUUUGGCAUGUAAAACUAUACAAGGACAUCAAUCUUGUGCCGAGGUAAGUCUUACUGUGCAGCCUUUUAUUGACAUUGAAUGUUCAACUUUUAAUUAAAGCUUUAGCUGGGUUGAGCGCCGAUUCGGAUUUUUA